AGCCAUUCCUGUAGUUAGUCGCUAGUGUUAUUUUCGCAACUCGCGAUUGAGAUUCUUCACUCUACAACAGGGCUUUCGAGUCUUUCUUGGUACUUUGUCAGUCUUGGUGACUUUCUUUGAAACAUUUCCAUGACGGAUUGAGGAAUCAAGGUCGUUAAUCAGUCAAACGUGCCUUCCAUUUCCGCGACAGAAGUAAGAACGCAUCGUUGAAUCAGAUUUGUGGAUGUAAGGUAAAUACUUUUAUUUGGAGUUUCUCAGUUAACAAUUUCUCCUUCAAAUGUCCUCAAUCUGUCCUAAUUUUCCCUGAUGUCCGGCAAUGUAAGACGUUCCUGCAGUUUAAUGACGAGGAUUACCAACUUUUAUUCGAUUCUGGCGUGUAUUAAUUGUAUUGACGCUUAGUGUUACUUGUAAGCUAAUUGAGCUGAGCUUACAUGAACAUGUUACAACUGUCGAAUUCACAAAAAUUCUCACUCAAUACCUGGCAUUUACAUCUAAAAAAAAUUAAUUUGAGAGAGUUAAAAGGAAUCUCCAAAUUACCGAUUUGAUUUAGUGCAAGCGCGGAUGAUCGAAACACUUUCAGUUUCGUUUGCGUUUCAUGUGCAUGUGGAGCAUGCGCACGAAAGUGUUUUGCGCUAGUUUUCAUGUCUGGAUUACGUGUUAAUUAAAAUUCCUUCCGUAUUUAAGAUGCAUUUAAUUAAAAAGCGAUAAACAUUUCCAGCUUAUUUCAUGCGUUUAUGUUUAUAAUUUUAUAGUUUGAGAGUAAUUUUUUCUUUAGGAUAGACUGCUUAGAUUGUCCUUCCAAACUGUACUGUUAUACUGAUUUCCUUGUUAAAUGUUGAGACAAAUUGAUUUUUCUUCAAAUGCCGGCAAGUGAUUUAUUGGAAGCGUCCUUUCAAUUAACUACAUUCAAUUUUUAGGAGUCCAACUCAUCAACUGGUAAUGAUUGAUUGGUAUCUGAGUAAAGUUUUACCUUUUGUCAUCUUCUAAUAAAUAUAAUUUAUGAUCAAUCAAUGAUCACAUCAGAACUGGUUUAGUUCUGCAUGUGGCAGCACGCAUCCAAGUAUGUGUCUGUUUAUAAUUUAUGUUAUCAUAUAGCGAGGUAGGCUUGGGGUAAAUAAAAAGUUCUGAUUGGUUCUUACUUGGUCAGGAUUUUGCCACCUAGAUCAUCAUCGCACCAUACAGACAAUCAUAAAACAUGUAAAUUCAAAGCAAACUAGUUUAGUCCAAGUGACAUUAGUGCAUGACAAUUACCUUGCUUUCUUGAGCUGUACCGGGGAAUAUUGGUACCAUGCCAUUUCUAUACUGCCACAACCUUGGGCCAAUAUUCCCCAGUAAAUUAAAGCCCUGGUGCUUAACUGGUUAGUUAGAAGGUAGUACUGGCUUUUGUAAAAAUAAUCUACACGGUAUAUGUAUCUCUGGCUAUUUUAAAUCCCAGUACAAUUGAUUUCCUUGUUACUCUAGUUUUUAUUGAAUUUGUUUGUACAUGAAGACAGCCAGUAAGGAUUAUUUGAUAUUUAAAAAACAAGCCAUCUUGAUUAUUAGGAGAAUUAAAGUUAGCAUCAAAGACAAAUCAGUUUUGUGCACAAAACAAUGUAAACAUGAAAUGAAUACAAAACAAUCAGUGAAAUGUAUGUCUUCACCUGUACCAAAUUGAAAUCCAUUUCAACACACAUCAGCAUGCAUAAAUGUAUAUAUUUCACUGCUUUUCCAGCAUUAAGUGUAACAGUUGAACUAACCCUCACCUAUGCGAAUAUGGGUGUCAGCUCAACAGUAAGAAAUUGAAUUAAAGAAAUAUAUCUUUCAUAAGUUUUGACCAGUAAUCCCUAUUUAAAAAUCAGAUGAGAUAAUUUUUCUUUGGUGUUGUAUAAUUUGUUUCUUAUGAGAAAGAAUUCAGCAUAAUCUCUCUCCUCUUGUGGAGACAUGGUGGUCUUAUGAUUUAAGUGAGGUGGACUCAGGGUCAGGAGGUCUGCAUUUGUAACCUGGCCUUUGCUGGACUCAGAGUCAAGAGGUCUGGGUUCCAGUCAAUGUGUUGCAUCCUUGUGCAAAUCACUUUACUCUUACAGUGCCUGUCUCCAGCCAGGAGUACAUGUAUAAAUGGGUAGCAAAAAUUAGUUAGGGAAACCUGAUAAAAUGCUAGGGGGGUGAAAGGGCUGGAUAAUAAUACUCCCAGUUGCUUCAUGUGAGGAAGCCAGGAUUAAUUAAAGCUCAGGUCCUGGAUGGACCACUGUUCAUAUCCAGACGCAACCUAACUACCUACCACCUCUUAGUUUAAAUGAUUUAAAUUGUUGCUGUUACAAAUUAUAUGAACUUGAAACACAAAGAUGUUGAUUUUUGCUCAAGUUAUUUCAGUCAAUUGGGAAUGUCUUUAGUAAAUCUUGAAAUUUAUUGUAAUGAGAAGAGAAUUACUGUUCAUUUAAAUAUUAAUGCUUGUUUUCUUCAGUAUAUAUAUCUUUUGUUCUUUUUACUGCUUUAAAUAUGCUAUUAAUAUUAAUUGCUUGUGAUUUUGUGUCUAUGUAUCCCUCCCAUUCUCAGAGGGGAAAAAAUAUUUAGUUUACAAUUGGAUAAUAUGUUGAGCUAAUUUUUUUACCAUUUGCAACCAUCUUUUUUUCAUGCCAGGAUGACUUAAAACAGCAACUUUUUGUAAGAAGCAUCCCCUUACAGUUGCUAUGGCUAAAGAAAGAAGUCCAAUUAAGGUCCCAUCUGAAAAUGAAGACUUACCUGACAAAGAGAAUGCUCCAGAUUUUGACGAGGACGCUUUACAAGGUGAGCUAGGUUCAACUUUGGCUUCAGCCACUGUUAAAACGUUUUCUAUUCCACUAGUUUCAAGAAUGUAAGCAGAUGUGGAGAACAAUAUAUACACUGCAUGACCACUUUAAAGGAUAUUUGGCCAGUCAUGACUCUCAUCUAUGAUUACAAUAUGUUGUUCAUUGACUGAGAGGAUCUAUGACAUAUUUGUUAUUUUCUUUUCUCAAAGUUCAAAGCAAGUACACAAAGUUAUAAUAAGUAAAGAGGUUAUUUGAUCAUCAUAUAACAUUCAUUUUGUAAGUUUGCAUCAUAAGUACCAUCAUCAUCAUCAACAUCUUUCCAUUAUAUUAUGCAACAAUCAAUUGAAAGUUUCAACUUCCCCCAAGCAACCAAUUUCCAGUAGAGUGCAAGUGUUAUAUCAUUGAAUAUGGAGGUGUUUAACCCUUGACACCCAAUUCAAUUCAUCUUCAUUUGAAGAUUAAUGCUUCUUAGGUUGGUGAUCAUUUCCUUUAUUCUCAUGAGCUUAGUGAAUGAUUCAGCAGUAUUACUGGAAGGAGAAGUGAGAUACUGGUCACUCUUAGGGUUUAAAGAGUUAAGGUAGAUAGUGAACUUUCACUAACAAAUGGCUCAGAAGAAAUAAGUCUACAAGGUCUAGGUUUUAAAGCUUGGUCAAUUAGUUGAAAGUCAGGUUGCUAAUUAUUUUUUUUUUUUUUGUAUAAAAAUUGUGUGGGGCAUUUGAACACAUUCUUAAUUUUGCCUGUGGAAAAGGAAUUUUAUGAAACCUAUCUCCAAAAGUUAAAAUGCCCAGGGGUUUGUUUCGAAUAGAGUGAUGCCUAAUUCUCAUCAUUAUUAUUAUCCCUGUUGUCACCUACAUUAUUAACAUCAUUAUAAAUAUUAAUCUCAUCUUCUUUAUCAUUAUUCUUCUCAUUUAUAUAAUAACUAUUUUUCUAUUAGUAAUAUUGCUUCUGGUUUUUAUGACUGCAACAUUUGGAUCUUAUUGACUCAUUAAUAAGGUAUCUAAAUGUAUUAAAGGCAGUAGACUCUUCUACACUUAUAAUAUGCCAACCCUCCCUGAUUGUCAGGGAGUCUCACAGACACAGACCAAGACUCUGGGUCUGCCAUAUGGGUCAUCAAACCUUUAAGAUAAUUUAAACUCCAGAUUUCCCACAUCUAAGGUUAUCUUGCCUUUUGUUAAAAUUAGGGUUCUUAUCUUAAUUUUCUUGAUUGCACUUAGAUUGUUUCAAAGUAGGGAUGACACUUUCUUCCAAACAACAACCACAACAGCAAAUGAGUCUGAUUGGUUGAGCUAUCAACCAAAAAAUCUCUCAUGAAUUUACUGAAUGGGGUGUGUCCUGUGAAGGGGGCAUGGGGGGGGGGGUCUGCACACAUCCUCUAAGCUUUUCAGGGGAUGGGUCAAGUCAGGCAGGUGCAAAAGUGGCAGCUGGCACAAAAGGAAAAAUCUUCAGAUUUUAAAUCUCCAGAUCUUGGCAGCUCUGCUCAUACACUAAUUAACUACAACCACAGAUAAUUAUUGACUAUAACCACAGACUUUGACACAAAUUAUUUUUUAUUUUUUCUCUGCAGCCAUAACUGAUGUUUAUAAGAAUAAGGGUAAUGAGGCCUUCAAGAAAGGAGAUUUCAUCAAUGCUAUUCAUUUUUACACCAAAGGAAUUAAAAUGAACUGCAAUGAGAAAGAACUGAAGGCCAAACUGCACAACAAGAGGGCUAUUGCACAUUUUAAACUCGGUAAGAUGAUGAGAGCUUUAAGAUGCAUUUUUUUUUCUUUUGAAGCUAUUGAGUUGUUAUCAGUAGUUUUCUGAGAUAGGUGAUAAUUUUUAAUGCAUGCCCAGAAAAAUAUACAUCUUAUCUUAAUAGGCCUUGCGAAUAUACAAAGAAGUAACCUCUUAUACCCCAGAUAUCAGUGAGCAUCGCAAGUUUUUCCUAAAAUUAUUGUAAUGGAGUGGUGGUUGGUUUGCUACAUGUAUGGCUAAUCAGAGAUAUUUAUUUUGAUAACAGGAAAUCACCAGGAUUCACUAAGGGAUGCAGAAGCAGCCAUCGAGUUAAAUCCAACUUUCCUUAAGGCAAUUGUGAGAGGUUAGAUAUGUUAGCUGUGCUAUAAUAAUAAUAAUAAUAAUAAUAAUAAUAAUAAUAAUAAUAAAAGAAUAACUCAACACUCUAAGGUUAAAAAAGAUUAGAUGAAGUUCAAUCUUGUCUCAAUGGACUUUAAUUAAGAGUUCGAGACCACCCUGAUGUGCAUUUGAAUCCAGCUCUUGACUGCUAUGCAACUACUUUCCAUUAAUUAUGAUGAGAAUAUUAUUUUGAGCUGGAUGAAGAACUCAAUGCAGAAUGCAAAGCAAAAUUUCAGCACAAGUAUUUUAGUUCCUUAAGCUCACUCAGAGUGAGGUAGUCACAGGUGUCAGAUAUGUUAAGUCACUAUCUAGCUGUUUUAAAAAGAAGUAAGGAUCAGGACUUACCUAACUCUUUAGGCAAGGAAUUGUCAGUCCCAAUUUAAAUGUUCUUAGAAGUUUCAGUUGUCUUAAAAGCUAAAUAAAUCUAACUGAAACCUGAUAGGGCCUGUUUAUUCUUUUCCAUUCAGUAUUUUUGCUUUGUUUUGUUUUGUCAUUUUUUUUUCUUCUGGUCUGUAAUGAUUUCAAUGGUUUCAGGCUCUUUUUUCAGAAUUGAGCUACAGUAAUAAUAUGCUUCUUUAUGUUGUUGCCCAUAGGAACCACUGCUUGUGUUGAAUUGAAGAGAUUUGAGGAAGCAAUCACUUGGUGUGAUAAGGGACUAGCUGUAUCCUUUGAAGGAAUCCUUCAUUUUUAACCGUGGGUAUAAUGGAAAAAGUUUCCAUAAUUUGAUGUUUUAGGGGAGAAAAUACAAAGAAUUAAGGGUAUUAAUUAUGAUGGGAACUUGUCAGCUCAUACUUUAAGAGUGUGUGAUUAAAAAACAUGGGAAAAGUUAUUACCUUGUGACUUAUCAAUGAUAUUACUCCUUUUAGCCAAUUUGACUUAGUUCUACUAUCUAUGCCAAUAACUUGUACAUCAGUUUAGAUAACCCUUUAAUUCACAGACCAAAUUUGUAAUUAUCCUUACAGUCAACUGUACAAUUCUUGUAAUGUUAGUUCAGAGAAUUCAGUAUUGGAUCAACUAAUUAUUCCCAAAUUGAUAUUUUUCUUUACUCUCCACACUUAUCUGAUGAUGUUGUAUAGCUCUCGUAAGGAGAAAUUCUCUCUUGGUCACUCAUGGGAGUUAAAGGGUUAAAAGUCAAAUAUUCACCCAAUUUAUACAUAGUACGUGAGUAGAUCAGAUCUCUCUAAAACAAGCCAGAACAAAAAGCUUGGUAAUGUUUACAUAUCCUAUGCAGAUUUUCUUGAAUUUAACCUUUUCAACUACUUAGAGACCUGGAAACUUUCGUCAUGUUUUCCUAAGGACAAAUACAACUUUUAAAGGCACGUAUUUGUGUUGUAGACUUGUUUCUUCCACUGCUGUAAAACAUUCGUCUGAUGUUAAAGCUAUAUUAAUUUAAAAAUUAAGCAGGUGCUCCCCAGUUUUUGGAAACAAGGGAUUAAAUGUAGAUAUUACGCGUUAAAUUUUGAGUGUAGAUUUACUUCAUAACUGACUGAAUGUUGAUAAAACAUCUACGUUUCACACAAGCCCUCCUAAUAGACCAUUUUAUAGUUGUGUGCCUAGUUGCCAAGCCUUUGAUUUGGAGUGAGGCUGAAGGUGACCUUGUUGUGAUAGAGACCAGUAUCUAUAGUGACAAUAAUAACAAAAUAAUUUGCAUUUGAAAAGCAGCAAUGUUUUAUCAUAACAAGGUCACCCUUUAUAGCCAUCACUCUUGUUCAGAGGCUUUACAACCAAGCAUGCAACUGUAAAAAUGGACUAUUACAUACCAAUAUAAUGAGAAAUAUAAUAUUCUCGUUUUGUCCGCCCUUUUAACCCUUAACAUAAAAAAGAUUGACAAAAACAAUAGGAUCUUGUCCUCAUUAAGACUUCAGUCUGUCAGAGAAGUGGGAGAAAAGUCCAUGGAGGAAAAAGAUCCUAUUAGUCAUAACCAUGGUAGUGCAAGUUCAGGUGAUGUCAAGAAAGUCAUAGACCUCUAUAAUCAGGGAGAAGAAGCCAUAAAGUACCUCAACCUACUUAAAAUAGCUAAAGAAGUAGGAGACAAGCAUGGGGAGGGUGGUACUUAUGGCAAUCUUGGCAAAGCUUCUCUCUGUCUGGGUGAUUUCAAAAAAGCCAUAGAGUACCACAACCUACAUCUUAAAAUAGCUAAAGAAGUAGGAGACAAGCAUGGGGAGGGUGGUGCUUAUGGCAAUCUUGGCAAUGCUUAUCGCCGUCUGGGUGAUUUCAAAAAAGCCAUAGAGUACCACAACCUACAACUUAACAUAGCUAAAGAAGUAGGAGACAAGCAUGGGGAGGGUGGUGCUUAUGGCAAUCUUGGCAAUGCUUAUUUUAGUCUGGGUGAUUUCAAAAAAGCCAUAGAGUACCACAACCUAGAUCUUGAAAUAGCUAAAGAAGUAGGAGACAAGCAUGGGGAGGGUGUUGCUUAUGGCAAUCUUGGCAAUGCUUAUGACAGUCUGGGUGAUUUAAAAAAAGCCAUAGAGUACCACAACCUAGAUCUUAAAAUAGCUAAAGAAGUAGGAGACAAGCAUGGGGAGGGUGGUGCUUAUGGCAGUCUUGGCAAUGCUUAUUGCCAUCUGGGUGAUUUCAAAAAAGCCAUAGAGUACCACAACCUACAUCUUAAAAUAGCUAAAGAAGUAGGAGACAACCAUGGGGAGGGUGGUGCUUGUGGCAAUCUUGGCAAUGCUUAUUUUAGUCUGGGUGAUUUCAAAAAAGCAAUAGAGUACCACAACCUAGAUCUUGAAAUAGCUAAAGAAGUAGGAGACAAGCAUGGAAAGGGUGUUGCUUAUGGCAAUCUUGGCAAUGCUUAUGACAGUCUGGGUGAUUUCAAAAAAGCCAUAGAGUACCACAACCUAGAUCUUAAAAUGGCUAAAGAAGUAGGAGACAAGCAUAGGGAGGGUGUUGCUUAUGGCAAUCUUGGCGUUGCUUAUUUUAGUCUGGGUGAUUUCAAAAAAGCCAUAGAGUACCACAACCUACAUCUUAAAAUAGCUAAAGAAGUAGGAAACAAGCAUGGGGAGGGUGUUGCUUAUGGCAAUCUUGGCAAUGCUUAUUGCCGUCUGGGUGAUUUCAAAAAAGCCAUAGAGUACAGCAACCUAGAUCUUAAAAUGGCUAAAGAAGUAGGAGACAAGCAUGGGGAGGGUGUUGCUUAUGGCAAUCUUGGCGUUGCUUAUUUUAGUCUGGGUGAUUUCAAAAAAGCCAUAGAGUACCACAACCUACAUCUUAAAAUAGCUAAAGAAGUAGGAGACAAGCAUGGGGAGGGUGGUGCUUAUGGCAAUCUUGGCAAUGCUUUUCGCCGUCUGGGUGAUUUCAAAAAAGCCAAAAAGUACCACAACCUACAUCUUAAAAUAGCUAAAGAAGUAGGAGACAAGCAUGGGGAGGGUGUUGCUUAUGGCAAUCUUGGCAAUGCUUAUCACUGUCUGGGUGAUUUCAAAAAAGCCAUAGAGUACCACAACCUACAUCUUGAAAUAGCUAAAGAAGUAGGAGACAAGCAUGGGGAGGGUGUUGCUUAUGGCAAUCUUGGCAAUGCUUAUGACAGUCUGGGUGAUUUAAAAAAAGCCAUAGAGUACCACAACCUACAUCUUAAAAUAGCUAAAGAAGUAGGAGACAAGCAUGGGGAGGGUAACGCUUAUGGCAAUCUUGGUCGUAUGUAUCAAAGUAAGGGAGAUUUGAUAAAGGCUAACGAGUCAUACAACCUAGCGCUUAAAAUUGCUCAAGGGGUUGAAGACAAAUACUUGGAGGCAAUGACCUACUGUUCGUUAGGAUGCGUUUCUGAGUUGCAGGGUGGACUGCCAAAAGCCGUUGAACAUUACCAAGCUAGCAUAAACUUAUUCAAUUCCUUGAGAGUACUUCUAAAAUCUAAAGAUGAGUGGAAAGUUAAUUUUCGAACUCAGUAUCAAAUGGACUAUACGGGUUUGUGGAGAGUUCUCCUUGAACAAGGUAAUAUAGAUGAAGCCUUAUUUGUUGCUGAGAAAGGACGAGCUCAAGCUCUGUCCGACCUUAUGGAAUCUAGUUUUUGUGGUGGAACAAGUCAGCACAAGACAGGCGAUGAAGAUUUAGCAGUCACUGCUAAGUCUUCAUCGAUUUGGAUGAAACGUUUUUUAAAAGUUUUAAACAACGUUCCAUCAAACACCGUCUUUCAGGCAGUGGAUAGAGCUGAUGUCAAUCUUUGGCUUAUGUCCGAAGGAAAACAAGUUCAGUUAAGACAAAGUAAACUCAAAGGUUUUGUUUCAGAGAAUAGUGGAGCUAGCCAGUCCUUUGAGUCGUUCAUGCUCGGUGUCUAUACACAACUCGGUGUUCGUUCUAUUAGAAGAUGCGAGGAUCGGUCUUUGGAUGCUUUGAGGGAGAGCCCUUCAAAAGUGGAUGAGAAACCUAAAGAAGACACCCUUCAACCUGCCAUCCAACAAAACAAAUGCUUGAGCACUUUGUAUGAUAGCGUCAUGAAGCCGGUGGCUGACCUGGUUCAAGGGGAUGAGCUAGUCAUUAUUCCCGAUGGACCCCUGUGGCUUGCUCCUUACGCUGCUUUGAAGGAUGGUAAUUCUAAAUACCUGUGUGAAUCUUUCAGAAUCCGAAUCGCUCCAUCAUUAACGAGUCUUAGACUCAUUGCCGAUUGCCCAGAUGAUUAUCAUAAAAGCAGUGGUGCGUUACUUGUAGGAAAUCCGUGGGUAGUCGAGGUUACCAACAGCAAGGGAGAGAAACUCCUCGAGCAGCUUCCGUGUGCUGAAGAAGAAGUAGAAAUGAUCGGAAAAAUUCUGAAUAUCGCGCCAAUCACUGGCAGACAAGCCACGAAACGUGAGGUGUUAAAAAGACUCGGUUCCGUUUCCUUAGUUCACUUUGCGGCACACGGAUGUAUGGAAACUGGCGAAAUUGCUCUUACACCUGACCCAGACCGAACAUCUACUGUGCCUACCGAGAAGGAGGAUUACAUUUUAACGAUUCGAGAUGUGUCAAAUGUUCAACUUCGCGCUAAACUAGUUGUACUUAGUUGCUGCCACAGCGGUCGAGGCGAGAUCAAGGCUGAAGGUGUGGUUGGCAUUGCGCGCGCUUUUAUGGGGGCUGGUGCCCGGUCUGUUGUGGUGUCCUUGUGGGCGAUUGAUGACAAGGCUACUCUUGAGUUCAUGAAAUGCUUUUAUCAACACCUUGCCGAAAGUGAACCUGCAAGCAAGUCACUGAACCUGGCCAUGAGAAGCCUUAGAGAAUCAGACCAGUUCCGCGACAUCAAACACUGGGCUCCCUUUUUGCUGAUUGGAGAUGACGUCACUUUUGACUUCAUGGCAAAGGAAAGAGGAAAUUUGAAUACAGUAUUAAAUAAAUGA
Messenger RNA from Pocillopora meandrina, 10174 nucleotides. The record is from the annotation of a GenBank genome assembly. NCBI's taxonomy places the organism in Eukaryota, Metazoa, Cnidaria, Anthozoa, Scleractinia, Pocilloporidae.